CGCCCUCGUGCCCUCGGCCAGCUUCCAUUGAGUCAGACAGCUGAGUCACUCGCUGAGUCCACUUAACUCUUGAGAAACAUAGAGCGAAUGUGAAGUGCGAAAAGAAUAUUUGUUUCCCCCUUUCCCGCGUGCUUUUUUGGCUUGUGGCGGCUGGCACCAUGCUGACGGUGACGCUGAGGACGCUCCAGCAGCAGACUUUUAAAAUUCACAUCGACGACGAGGAAACGGUGAAAGUGUUGAAGGAGAGAAUCGCGGAGGAGCGAGGUCAGGAUGCGUUUCCCGCCGCGGGACAAAAGCUCAUCUAUGCAGGUAAAAUCUUGAACGACGACACGGCGCUCAAAGAAUACAACAUCAGCGAGAAGAACUUUGUGGUGGUCAUGGUCACCAAGCCCAAAGCUACCCCCGCCCCUCAAACUCCACCAAAGUCCACCCCCCAAUCGGCGACGCCCUCGUCAACAUCAGACCCGCCGUCCUCAUCUUCAAGUUCCGCCUCCUCGUCCGUCCCUCCACAAGAAGCUGCUGCCGCAGUUACGCCCGCCGCCACGCAGUCAUCCGAAGUAGCGCCACCCGCCCCGGAGAACACCCCCACCACUUCUCCCGAGGACACGUCCCCCCCGUCGGGCACCGCCCGAGACCCCCCGGCCGGGCAAAGCGAGCCGGCAGACCCGGCCCGGAAAGAGCCCGCGGCGACGGAGGAAACGGCGAGUCCGACCGCCGUCAGGUCAUCGGCUUCCAGCCCGGCGGCGGACGAGCGGGGCCUUCUGGAGGAGGCGGCGUCCAUUUUGGUGACGGGCCAGGCCUACGAGAACCUGGUGUCGGAGAUCGCCGCCAUGGGCUACCAGCGCCAGGCCGUGGUGUCGGCGCUCCGAGCUAGCUACAACAACCCCGACCGCGCCGUCGAGUAUUUGCUAACGGGUCUCCCCACUGCCGAGUCCGGUGACACUGCGCCACUUGGGGACGCUCCAUCGGACGCGCCCGUCGUGCCGGCCCCCGUACCAGCUCCGCCUUCAGCGCCGGAGGAUGCCGCUGCCCGCCCGCCCGCUGAUGUCUCCCCAUCCUCACGGAACCCGCUGGAGUUCCUGAGGAACCAACCCCAGUUCCAGCAGAUGCGUCAGAUCAUCCAGCAGAACCCGGCGCUGCUGCCCGCCCUUCUGCAGCAGCUGGGGCGGGACAACCCACAACUGCUGCAGCAAAUCACGCAGCAUCAGGAACGCUUCGUCCAGAUGCUGAACGAGCCCCAAGGGGGUGGCAGCGGCGGCAGUGGCGGCGGCGGCGGAAGCGAUAGCACCGAACCGCGGGCGGCAUCCCGCUCCAACUACAUCCAGGUCACGCCGCAAGAGAAGGAAGCUAUCGAAAGGUUAAAAGCGCUGGGCUUCCCCGAGGGUUUGGUCAUUCAGGCGUACUUUGCCUGCGAGAAGAACGAAAACCUGGCCGCCAACUUCCUGCUGCAGCAAGCCUGGGAUGACGAGUAGUUUGUUCUGUUUGUUUUUUUGUCCUCCCGAGUCCCCUUGGACCCCAGCGUCUCGAAAACGCUGUCCCCUUCAGAGCCGUCCGCCAGGCUUCGAGCGGUGGAUUGAAGCCAAUCUUGAAUAAAUGUCACCUUUCAUGGUUUGCUUUCAA
This is a messenger RNA of Corythoichthys intestinalis (scribbled pipefish), 1620 nucleotides long. Its product is annotated as UV excision repair protein RAD23 homolog B-like. Bases 159 to 1472 code for a protein of 437 amino acids. Gene Ontology annotation, cellular component: cytosol; nucleoplasm. The transcript has 10 exons. Gene Ontology annotation, molecular function: damaged DNA binding; ubiquitin binding; polyubiquitin modification-dependent protein binding. The record is from RefSeq and is a predicted model, not a curated record. NCBI's taxonomy places the organism in Eukaryota, Metazoa, Chordata, Actinopteri, Syngnathiformes, Syngnathidae. Gene Ontology annotation, biological process: proteasome-mediated ubiquitin-dependent protein catabolic process; nucleotide-excision repair.